UAAAAGAAUGAGUCAGUCGAAAAAUGGAAGGCAAAAAGCGAGGUACGAGGAGGAGACGACGACAGUUAUGCCCUCUCGCAGGAAACCGGCGUAACAAUCUCCUUCCCCACACACUCUAUUCUCUCGCCGCAGAUUUGUACUUAACACUCCAGAAUCCACUCACUUUCCAUAUACAAUCAAACCCGUUGAGAAAAUCUUCCCUAUACAAAUCUCCUUAAUUCCUCACAUUAUUCGACUCAGCUUUACCAAUGUCGGAGAUGACUCCUUCUUUCAACGCCAGACCUAAGCAGAGCAAAGCUACGCCGUUGAAACUGCCGAGCGCCGUUGCUCAUCGCCCCCCACAAAGGCGAGAUGUAGCUUCGCGGUACCUGGAGACAACCUCUUCUUCUUUAUUCCAGUCAUCACCGUACUCCACGGCCAAGAGAUGUCAAUCACCGAACGUUACAAGAACGAACCGACCGGCGACUCCUUCUGUGGUUACAAACCGGCCGCAAUCGACGGGGGUGAGGCAGCCGGUGGCACCUUCACGUCUUGACACGUUGGAUCGACGAGGAGGUGGAGUUGGAGGUGGAGAGGUUUCUGCAGCGGAGAGAAUGUUGAUGACUUCUGGGAGAAGCUUGUUCGCCUCGUUUCAAGCGAAUGAGAACAGUUCAAAGCUAUAUCCAACGCCGCCGAGUACUCCACGGAUAGGAGGAACGGUUGAGAAGAGGAAGACGACUAAGGAAGAGAAGUCGAAGCUCUCUGAUCAAUGGCCUAGGUCUCUCCAACCUAAUUGUCUCAGUAGAAGCGUAGACUUCACCGAUACGAGUAAGGAACCAAAAGGAUCUUGCAAUAGCGUAGCUAGAGCUCUGCAGAAUUCGUCCAAUUCGAUGAUCCCUACUAAAACGAGGAAGAUCUCUGUGGAUAGUCUUGUAUUGCCUUCGAAAGUAGUAUCCACCACGAUGAUUCCAAAGCGUGAGCAGAUUACUCGACCUGCUGCUUCACCUAGGAGGAUGUUUGGUAUGACUCCAACUGCUUCAAGUCCUAGGGGAGCCAGCAUCGCUAGGGGACUAAGCUCUUCGAGAGGCGUGGUUCAUCCAAGAGGGAUUAGUCCUUCAGGGAGGAAUAUGAUGAGCCCACUAAGAGUGAGAAGCUCGCAGAGUCAUAACACUUCUUUGACUCUGAGUUUUGCUGUGGAUGGUAAGAGCAGAGAGAAUGGUGGUGUUGCAGAUGAUGCUCACGUGUUAAAGCUCUUCCAUAAUAGGCUGCUCCAGUGGCGAUUUGCUAAUGCACGAGCAAGUGCUGUUUUCUCUGUACAAAAGAUGACAACAGAGAAAAGAUUGUACAACUCAUGGAUAAGCAUCUCUAAGCUGUAUGAUUCCGUCAGAGCGAAAAGAAUCGAAAUGCAGCGCCUUAAGCUGAAUUUGAAAUUGAUAUAUAUUCUCAGUGGGCAGAUGGGAAAUCUGGAAGAGUGGCUUGUUGUAGAGAGGGAUUAUGUGAGUUCUUUCGUAGGAGCUGCACAAGGGUUGAAAGGCAGCACGCUUUGUCUACCUGUUGAUUGCGUGGCAAAGGUAAAUGGACAAAGUGUUAAAGAUGCCAUUUCUUCAGCAGUUGAUGUUAUGCAGGCAAUGGCUUCUUCCUUAUGCCUCUUGCUGCCAAAGGUAGGGAAAAUAAGUUGCUUGGCAGCAGAACUUGCUCGUGUGAAUAUCAAGGAGCAAGAGAUGCUUGACGUUUCCAGAGAACUCCUAAACACAAUCUCUGCUCUACAGGUAAAGGAAUGCAGUUUGGAGACACAGGCUAUGCAACUACAGUACUAAGCUGUCAAAGUUACUGAACAAAACCAAGUGUAAGUAAGAAAGCUACUGCGGUAUGGGAAGAGAAUGUAAGGAGCUCGAUCAUCUCAUUCAAAUACAGAUGUCAAACUCCCUUUAACCACAAGAAACCAUAUUGUAAAUGUUUGAUCUUUUUUAUUGCUAUUGCUAUUUUUCU
Molecule: messenger RNA, 1968 nt
Organism: Brassica oleracea var. oleracea
Lineage: Eukaryota; Viridiplantae; Streptophyta; Magnoliopsida; Brassicales; Brassicaceae
Product: QWRF motif-containing protein 9
Exons: 6
Coding region: 249-1796 (515 amino acids)
Biological process (GO): spindle assembly; centrosome cycle
Cellular component (GO): centrosome; nuclear microtubule; cytoplasm
Molecular function (GO): microtubule binding
Source: RefSeq, a predicted model, not a curated record